GGCUGUGCGGGGCUCCCUCGGCGCCGCGGCUAGCGCGCCUGCCGCCUCGGUCUCCUCAGCCGCCCGCGCCGCCCGCCUGGGGGACGAGGAGCAGGACGCGGCCUCGGCCGGGCCCGGGCCGAACGGCUGCGGACACCCGGGCGCCGGGGAGCCGAGCGCCGCCGCCGCCGCCGCCUCCGGGAUGGAUCAGUGCGUGACGGUGGAGCGCGAGCUGGAGAAGGUGCUGCACAAGUUCUCGGGCUACGGGCAGCUGUGCGAGCGCGGCCUGGAGGAGCUCAUCGACUACACCGGCGGCCUCAAGCACGAGAUCCUGCAGAGCCACGGCCAAGAUGCUGAAUUAUCAGGGACACUUUCACUUGUUUUGACACAGUGCUGUAAAAGAAUAAAGGAUACUGUUCAAAAAUUGGCCUCAGACCACAAAGACAUCCACAGCAGUGUUUCUCGGGUUGGAAAAGCCAUUGAUAAGAAUUUUGAUUCUGACAUUAGCAGUGUGGGAAUAGAUGGCUGCUGGCAAGCAGACAGCCAGAGGCUUCUCAACGAGGUGAUGGUGGAGCACUUCUUCCGACAGGGCAUGCUGGAUGUAGCUGAGGAGCUCUGCCAGGAAUCUGGUCUUUCUGUAGACCCAAGUCAGAAGGAACCAUUUGUGGAGUUAAAUCGAAUAUUAGAAGCAUUAAAAGUCAGAGUUCUGAGACCGGCUCUGGAAUGGGCAGUAUCAAACCGAGAAAUGCUCAUAGCCCAAAACAGCUCCUUGGAAUUUAAGCUACACAGACUGUAUUUUAUUAGCUUGUUGAUGGGUGGAACUACAAAUCAGCGAGAGGCAUUACAAUAUGCUAAAAAUUUUCAGCCAUUUGCCCUAAAUCAUCAGAAAGACAUUCAGGUUUUGAUGGGAAGCCUUGUGUACCUGAGACAAGGGAUUGAGAACUCACCAUAUGUUCACCUGCUUGAUGCAAACCAGUGGGCUGACAUCUGUGACAUCUUUACACGAGAUGCGUGUGCCCUCCUGGGGCUCUCUGUGGAGUCCCCUCUCAGUGUCAGUUUCUCAGCAGGUUGUGUGGCGCUGCCAGCUUUAAUUAAUAUCAAAGCUGUGAUUGAGCAGAGGCAGUGCACUGGAGUUUGGAACCAGAAAGACGAAUUACCCAUUGAGGUGGACCUUGGUAAAAAGUGCUGGUAUCACUCUAUAUUUGCCUGUCCUAUUCUUCGUCAGCAAACGACAGAUAACAAUCCACCCAUGAAAUUGGUGUGUGGUCAUAUUAUAUCAAGAGAUGCCCUGAAUAAAAUGUUUAAUGGUAGCAAAUUAAAAUGUCCGUAUUGUCCAAUGGAACAAAGUCCAGGAGAUGCCAAACAGAUAUUUUUCUGAAGAAAUAACUUUAGUUUGCAAUUUGGAGAAAGCUGUGGUAGAUUCCAAAUUUGCUUUUUGAUGUUUUCCUCUGCUCCAGCUCUCACUGAGAAGUCAGCAGACCUGCAUUUGAGCUCUGCUUGUAGCCCCAGCAGGCUACCUGUUUAAAAUUCCAUCAUGAGUUUGGCGGGUUGGUGUGAGAAGUCUUCUGCUAGAACAGAGUGGAAGGAGUACUGUUGUUUCUUUGCUUUUAUUGCCAAGAGGUGCUUAUUUUAAAAGUGUGUUCAAUAAAAUGAGAUUCUGAAGUUAGAAGUGUUCUUAAGUUGAUAUUUGCUCUCCUGGUCUUGGUAGCCCUAUUCUCUGAAACCUGCAUUCAGGACUUGGAUAUCUGUUGCGUUUGUAUGUCACUGCAGACACAGUGUCGUGUGUGUGUGUAUACAUGUGCGCCAGCAUCAAACAUUGUGUAUCUGGAAGAGAAGAAGCAUGUUCCAGUCCUAAAAUGCAGUUACCAGACUCAUUACUUUAAAUCCUUGAAAUUAGAAGCUAGCAAAUUUUCUGUAGUGCAGAAUAUGUUUAUUGCUGUUUUUGUAUUUGAGUAGUAUACUGUUCAAUGCCUCUCUUCUGCAAAGUGUAUCAUCUCAUUGACUGUGAAUCUGUAUAUUAUUCUGAUGGAUACAGAUGAUGAUCUUUUCUCUUGUGAGGUAUCUUCAUUUAAUGCACUGUCCAGAAAUAGCCAUGUGUAAGAGUCUUUCUCUGUAUGAUGAACUACAUGGAAAAGACUUCUGUGGACAUAAUUCUGACUUAAACCCAUUAAGUUACUUCAUUAUGAGAAGAAUGUUCUAUGGAAAUCACCAAAUAUUUUGCAACUUGAUUUCAUCUGACGUGGAACUGAACAUCAAUGUAUGAAAACUUUCCUGAGAAAAUGAAAAAAGAAGAAAACACCGAAGCAGAGAGAAACGUGACACUUCAGAGUUUUAAACUACAGACUGACUUAGUUUGUGGUGGAGGGAGAGAACAGGUUCAGUGCUAAGUUGACUGGAAACUGGCAGCAUUUGCAGUAGUAUACCAGCCUGGAUGGUUUGUCCUGAAGUGUUUACCUGGGAGAGCUGGGAUUUUUUUGUAAAGGAAAGGAGUGUUGUGUGUGGUCAGGCUGACGUCGAGCGCUGCUGUGUGCCAUGUGGGUUAGCCAGGAAUCGUGAUUGACCUGCCCAGAGCUUGCUUUGUCCAGCCUUAGCCUUGGCCUCACAGCGACUUCUGUCCCAUGUUUCUGCUUUCCAGUUGGAAACCUCUCUCCACUAAUACAGUGAAGGAAGAGAGCAGAGAGAAGCGCCUUGGACUUCAAAAGAGAAGGUAGAGAUCCCAGGCAAUACUCGGGCCGAGGAUGUAAAGCUGGUUUAUUAUAUAUUUUUUCCUUUGAAUUAAAACCCAGAGUGUCAUCUUUUUUUUACCUUUUUCUCGAUAGGCCAGAUUUAUUUUUUCUCGAUAGGCCAGAUUUAGCUUUAUUCACAACUUGUUCUCACCUUUUUGCCGCACACACCUACACAACAUUUAGGCUUCGCAUAGGAUUUGAACAAUACAGACAUCGCCCUAGAGGCUGGUGGUAAAUAUUUUUGGCGGCCAGACAUUUGACCUACUUGGCUCAGGCCACUUUCAAGGACAAAAGCCAGUGCUCUGCUUUGUCCCUCUCCCAGUGUUGGGAAUCCUAUUGACAGUUUUCUGUGCAGCUCCUGAAACUUUAAAAAGAACAUGCUUUAAUGUGUUUGAUUGUACAGCUUCCUGUGCAAGGUCCUUGUAGUCCCACUGGGCAAGGUUAGGGCCAAAAAUUUUGAAACUCUACUGAUCUGAAAUUUAACAUGAAAAUUAUGUCUUGUGACCUUCUUUAACUAAACACAUCGACUUAAAGAUCAUUGGUGACUAAAUGUGAAGGAGACAUGGAUUUGAAGAGGCCAGACCUCAACCAAAGAUGCUAAAUAGAACAUGCUGUCCUUCCUUCUCUAGAAACACCUUCACCAAUGGUGUCGGGACCAUGUCACCGCUGAGGCUCUGUAUGUCAGCAGUGCGGGAGGAUACUCUCCGUCACGCUGUUUCCACUUGCAAAAGGUCAUGAUAGAGCCAACGUUUUUUUAGUGAGGCUCAUUAUCACAAUGUACCUUGAAAACAGAAUUUCAGAAUGGUUUCUUAAAUUUCUUUAGGAACCAUUUCCAUUUAUCAGUUGUGGACAAAGGCCAUGGGACUAUGCUAGACCAAUAAAACAUUAUUACCAGAUCCGUAGGUUCUUAUUAGCCAGAGCAUCUGUGCUUUCAAGUAUAAUCUGAAGUACAGUGGCUAAGGUUGUCUUUCGAUCUUUUUUCUCCUUUGUGUGAUCAUCACAAAUGCCAUUUCUGUUGUUUUAGUGGUGAUUAUGAGAGACUUCUAAUACAUAAAUGAACGGGUAUUGGUGCCUCUUGAUUUUAAAAAUUUUGAAGGAAAGAGCCACCUCAUAUUCAUAGGGUGUGUGAGUAUUUUGUGAGUGUAUGAGCAUUUAAUUGAAAAUAAGAAAGUUAUGAAGUAAACCUUUUGUUUUGAUUUUUUUUCCGUGGCAGCUGAUGUAUACAGUGACACUAAAACCCACACCAACUUAUGUGGGGAAUGAGGAUCCUUCUUUCUCUCCAGCUGUCCCACAGGUUAUGCAGUUUAAGUUGAGUAUUUCUUAUGCUGUGAGUUAUUUCCAUCUCAGUGCUUUCAGCCUCUGGGACAGUAGAUACUGCGAAAACAAGAACUCGUGGGUAUCUGCACGAGACAAGCUGCUGGUAGACAUUAGUCCUGGUUUUCCAGCUCAGCCUAGGACUAAGUGGUCUGAUAGUCAAGCUGACCAGUCUGCCUAGUCAGCAGACUCAGGUUGUUUUCAGGGAAGCCACGGAGGCAUGGUUUGGUUCAUUUCACCACUGGGAUGUGUAAGAUGAGGAGACAAACCAAAUACCUUUCAUUACUUAACUCUGUACGUUGUCUUUGGUAACGCUAGAAUGCUGUGGCCUUGAGGGAACAUUAGCAAGGAACACACAGAAGGUGUGGUGCUUCCUAAGCCUGUCCAGCUGUGGCGGGAUUUAUGUGGUACCAUGGUGUUUACCAUAAGCAAUUACAUGAACUGUUCUUGUUGAACUAUAAUUGAACAGAUACCAAAAAUAGAAUGACAAAUGUAUUUUAAUAGCAGAUGAGGCAAUUAGUUUUAGGGCGAGUUUUCCACUGUUGAUUUUACUUCAAGACAUAGGGAGAGAAAACAAAGUUUUGUUUUCCAGGCAUUUCCCUCUACAGUUUUAAACUCUAGUGAGCAUAUGCUUCAUUUACUUCCAAAGAGGCAAAAGCAGCUGGUUUUGGCUCAUAGCACCUGCUUUGUUUCGUGUCGUGGAUGAAGACCCUACACUCUUAGAUUAGCAGUCACUUAACAUUUUCCAGCAAGGCGGAUGUGGGGUUCGUUAGGAUUUGGUGCCAGAUGUUUUCUUUGGGAAGGGGUGGGAGUGAAUGUAUUGGGGCUGGGAGGGAAGCAGGGGAAGAAAACGGGAGUGUGAGUGAGUGUGCAUGUGUGUGAAAGUCACCAUUAUCCCACCUGUGUCUAGCAGGGAACAGAAAUUUAAUGUAUUUUGCUCAUGACUGCAGUAUGCAUGUAUUUUUUUUUUCUCCUCCAUGUUUUCUAAACUUACACUAAAAGGAUUCAUGAAAUUAUCUGUUCAGAUGGCUCAGGAUUGUAUUUCUUUUGCUUACCCUGUGCUCUUGGGUUCUAUAGUAUUUCUAUAAUUAUGUUACAAGAAUAGUGUUGCACUGUAAUCUAUCAUAGAGCUAUAUGUAUGGAAAAUUUUGAUCAGUUUUUUAAGAAAUGUAUCCUGUUUGCAAAGGCACAAUAAAGUUGCAUCUUAUAGACUAUAGGCAAUAAAGCUAACAAUAAACCUUAUUUAACUCAAACCAUA
Molecule: messenger RNA, 5277 nt
Organism: Diceros bicornis minor
Lineage: Eukaryota; Metazoa; Chordata; Mammalia; Perissodactyla; Rhinocerotidae
Gene: RMND5A
Product: required for meiotic nuclear division 5 homolog A
Exons: 10
Coding region: 182-1357 (391 amino acids)
Biological process (GO): proteasome-mediated ubiquitin-dependent protein catabolic process
Cellular component (GO): nucleus; cytoplasm; GID complex
Molecular function (GO): ubiquitin protein ligase activity; protein binding
Source: RefSeq, a predicted model, not a curated record